Verruconis gallopava is the source of this 405-nucleotide messenger RNA. RefSeq lists its product as uncharacterized. The coding region runs from base 1 to 405 and encodes 134 amino acids. Gene Ontology annotation, biological process: microtubule-based movement. The transcript is spliced from 3 exons. NCBI's taxonomy places the organism in Eukaryota, Fungi, Ascomycota, Dothideomycetes, Venturiales, Sympoventuriaceae. Gene Ontology annotation, cellular component: cytoplasmic dynein complex; cytoplasm. Gene Ontology annotation, molecular function: dynein intermediate chain binding. The record is from RefSeq and is a predicted model, not a curated record.
AUGGCAGAGACUGCACCUGAGGAGACACUCGCGCAGUUGACACGCCUGAGCCAAAAGCCCGGCGUUCAGAGUACUUUGCUACUCACUCGUCAAACUGGAGCCAUUGUUCGGACCUCCGGGCUGAUCUCAAAAUCAAGCUCCGCGAAUCCCAACAGCACAUUGCCAGCGUCCUCCGACGAUACCGAGGGAUAUGCCAAUGGCAGAUCAGAAGGUGGCAUGCACAGUGCUGAAGACGUGGCCCGACUAGUCUUCAAAUUUGUGGACGCGGCUGGCACUCUUGUUGAAGGCCUGGACAAAGACGAAGACGUUCGACUGCUGCGAGUACGCACCCGGAAGAACGAGCUGGUAAUUGUACCUAGUCCAAAAUACUUGCUAGUUGCUAUACACGACACGCCACCCGCUUGA